Coffea eugenioides is the source of this 934-nucleotide messenger RNA. RefSeq lists its product as uncharacterized. The coding region runs from base 115 to 705 and encodes 196 amino acids. The transcript is spliced from 2 exons. The record is from RefSeq and is a predicted model, not a curated record. NCBI's taxonomy places the organism in Eukaryota, Viridiplantae, Streptophyta, Magnoliopsida, Gentianales, Rubiaceae.
UAACUUGAGAUGCCUGUUGCCGCUUUCCAGGUCACUUCACAUUUAUAAAUGCUCAGUCCUUCCUUCCCCUCUUGAAACGUCGAGUUUACUUCAUUUCAAUUUGAUUCAACAACAAUGACGUCUCUUGCACGUUACCUACUUCUCCCUCUGCUUCUCAACUUCGUCCUCUUCAUCAGCCACACUGUCAAAUGUGCCGAUGAGGAACAGAAUCUUCUGCAGCAAAUUAACAGUUACAGAGCAUCCUUAAAUUUGACAGCUCUAAAAGAGAAUGACAAAGCAAAGUGCCUUGCUGAUGGAAUGGCAGAUAAUUUCAAGGAUCAACCCUGUACAAACACCACAGGCGCCAAUACUGUUCCGGGCACCGAAUCACAGUUCUCUGACUAUCCCAACAUUCUAGCUAAAUGCCAUUUGAAUGUCACCACCACAAGGGAUGGGGCCAUAAUGCCUGCCUGUGUUCCCAAUCUUGAUCCUACUAUUGUUCUUGCCAAUUUCACGGAUACACAGUACGCAAACAACCUUAACGACACCAAAUUUACUGGAGUUGGAAUCGGUUCCAAAAAUGACUGGAUAGUUGUUGUUUUGACAACAGACACGCCAGAGGGAAGCUAUGUGACUGCUGAUAAUAAUUCACCCAAUUUUGCAAUGAAGCCAGGUCCAGUAUACUAUACAUUAUUUUUGUGCGUGGCUUUCUUGCUGUUGAUGUGAAAGCAUCACUGCUUAUGUAUUAUACACUGUUUCAUGCUGAGACAUUUUUCGCUGAGGCUAUUAUUAAUGUAUACCUACUCAACGCUUGUAGAUUGACUAAUUCAUUGAUCCACUAAAAGAAAGAAUAUUGCAGUUACCAUUUUUUUUUUAAUCUCAGCUGAACCCUUGUGGUUGCCUGAUUUUGAUGUCAUUCUUGUGUUAUCUAUCUAGUGCUGUUUAGCUAGAGUUA